This is a messenger RNA of Diospyros lotus (date-plum), 2467 nucleotides long. Its product is annotated as probable cinnamyl alcohol dehydrogenase 1. The record is from RefSeq and is a predicted model, not a curated record. Bases 336 to 1400 code for a protein of 354 amino acids. The transcript is spliced from 6 exons. NCBI's taxonomy places the organism in Eukaryota, Viridiplantae, Streptophyta, Magnoliopsida, Ericales, Ebenaceae. Gene Ontology annotation, molecular function: oxidoreductase activity, acting on the CH-OH group of donors, NAD or NADP as acceptor; zinc ion binding.
CAAGGAGAAUAGAAAGGUGAAAAAGAUACCUUAUCUUAUGAAUAAUCUCUACAUUGGGGGCCGCCCCAUUGGAUGGUAAAAGCCCAUGUCGUGACUCAUAUAUCCAAUUAUUAUUAUCCAAUUAACCUAGUUGAAUGUCAGUUCAUCGAUCGUCAGAUCAUGCGUGAGAGUUGAAUCAAUAUUCGCAUUUGGAGCAGUUGAGGGUCAAAAAACAAAUUUAUUAGCCUGAUCUAGUCUGCUGCUAUAAACACCGGGCUAGAUAGAUUAUCGAUCCAAAUUCAAGGCGACCAAGCGCUGUGGAGAGAGAGAGAGAGAGAGAGUUGGAGUUCGCGAGAAUGAGUGAAGAAAGAGCCGAGAAUUGCUUGGGAUGGGCGGCAAGAGAUGUCUCUGGAUUUCUAUCGCCUUACAAGUUCAGUCGGAGGGUUGUUGGAAGCGAUGAUGUAUCAGUGAAAAUCACGCACUGUGGAGUCUGCUAUGCUGAUGUUGUAUGGACUAGGAACAGGUUUGGGGAUUCGAAGUACCCUGUGGUGCCAGGGCAUGAGAUUGCUGGAAUAGUGAAAGAGGUUGGUUCCAAUGUUGCUGGCUUCAAAGUUGGGGAUCGUGUUGGAGUGGGGACUUAUGUUAAUUCGUGUAGGGACUGCGAGUACUGCAAAAUUGACAUGGAUGUGUAUUGCUCCAGGGGAGCUAUUAACACUUUUAAUUCUGUUGAUGUGGAUGGUACUAUGACAAGAGGUGGAUACUCAAGCUACAUAGUUGUUCAUCAGAGGUACUGCUUUAGGAUACCUGCUGAAUAUCCGCUGGCCAUGGCGGCACCGCUACUGUGUGCGGGAAUCACAGUUUACAGUCCCAUGAUCCGCCAUAAGAUGAACCAACCAGGCAAAUCUCUGGGGGUGAUUGGACUGGGUGGCCUUGGUCAUUUGGCAGUGAAGUUUGGCAAGGCUUUUGGAUUGGCUGUAACUGUUUUCAGCACAAGUUUAUCCAAGAAAGAGGAAGCUCUGAAUGUGCUCGGAGCAGAUAAAUUCGUGCUCGCAUCUGAUGAAGACCAAAUGAAGGCUGCAGCAAAUUCACUCAACUUCAUUAUUGAUACAGCCUCAGGGGACCACCCGUUUGAUCCAUACAUGGCAGUUCUGAAGACCGGUGGAACCCUAGUUUUGGUUGGUGCCCCCAGUGAAGUGAAGCUCAGUCCUGCCCAUCUCUUGAGAGGUAUGAAAUCCAUUUCGGGGAGUGCCACGGGAGGCACGAGAGAGAGGCAAGAGAUGCUGGAUUUCUGCGCGGAGCAUAAAGUUUACCCGAAUAUUGAGAUUAUCCCAAUGCAGUAUAUAAAUGAAGCUCUGGAGCGAGUAAUCAAGAAAGAUGUCAAGUACCGUUUUGUUAUUGACAUUGAGAACUCCUUGAAGUGACAAAUAGGAGAGGAAAGUAAAAGCUGAAGGUCCAAAGUCCCGAUCAAUUAUCGUAACCCCUUAUAUAUACAAUGCCUAGUCUAAAAUUUGCUUUUGCUUAAGCCUCAAGUUUCAUCUUCCUACAUACCUGUUGCCUGAGCUCAAUAAAGCCCCAUCUCCAUGCUAUUUAAGGUUUCUGUACUUCUUAAGUUUUUCAUUAAUGAAAUGAAGAAGAAGAUUACAUACAUACAACAGUUAAAUUCCCCCCCCCCAAAAACAUUAUGAGUGCGUAUAAAGAGUCCCAAAGAGCCUACUUCUGAGCAGAAAUGUUGUGACCGGCUGAGGACGGUGUCCAAUUGCCACCAGAGGCAUCCUCAGUUCUCACCCUCCUGUAGAAAAGCACAUCGGCGGCUGCCGCGACUUUACAUCCUCUUCAUUUAUGGCUGAAAUAUGGCUGUCGUCGAAGUUGUACCACCUGUUUUCAUCUACAAGCUGCACAUUACUCGAGAAUGCUAAAGAAAAAAGUCGCAAGAACAGCAAAUCCGCAGAGCAUCAGGGAACGUAAACCUCCUGAGAGACUUGGGGCAGAAUAAAAUGAAAAAACAAGAGCAGGCUGGAUCCCUCUCACCUUGAUAUGUGCAGUGUAGUGGCCACUUCCCAUCCCGCCAUAGUGAUUGGUCAAGGCAUAGAGUUCGUAGAGCUGAGGCCUUGGGUUUUUCUUGUUGGCUACAUAAUUUGUCAGAUCAAAGCCAUGUAUGGGAAAAUUGACCAAGGUCUCCAGCUUGUGCUUCAUCGACCUGCUGUGUGGGAACCUCUUUAAAUGGAUCACAAGCACAUCGGGAAGCCUCCAGAUAUCCAGCUUCUUGCUUGCUUGCCUUCGCUCCUUGCAUCGAGGGCCGUACCUGAUCAUGCAUCCGUCAGAAAAUGUGAGAAAAAAAUCUAGACUGCAGAUGAGUUCUCCUCUCGGACAGACAGGACAGGAAUUGCAACCAAGACAGUGGUAUCCACAACUUAAAUUGGAAUGCUAAUUUAAGUUUAAUUAAUUGUAAGUCCUUCAAUCUAUUAAUGGAGAAUACUUUUUAAUUUAA